AUGGCCUCUCAGGAUGAUUCCCAGCAGGUGACAUACGCUCUCUAUCGGUAUACGCCGUCCAUAGCAGCAGCCGCUGUUUUCGCGGGCAUCUUCUUCCUUCUGGCUAUACUUCACACCGUGUUACUCUUUCGAUACCGUGCCAGGUUCUUCACUCCCUACAUCGUCGGUCUUCUUUUCGAAACAGCCGGCUACAUCGCUCGAAUCUUCUCCCACUAUGACACCGUCGCCCUCGGACCUUACAUCGUUCAGACGAUGCUCAUCCUCGUCGCGCCUCCACUCUUCGCUGCGUCCAUUUACAUGACUCUCGGCCGCCUCAUCCUUCAUCUAGACGCCGAGUCCGAAUCUCUCCUCCGCGUGAAAUACAUCGCCAAGAUCUUCGUCGUCGGUGAUGUUAUCUCCUUCUUACUGCAGUGCGGAGGAGGUGGAUACAUGGCUGCCGGCUCUCUCUCCGCAAUGGAAGUCGGCGCAGACAUUGUCGUCGGUGGUCUAGCCGUUCAACUUCUCUUCUUCGGCUUCUUCAUCGUCGCCAGCGCGAUUUUCCACUAUCGCGUCAAAACGAACCCGCGGUACCUUGCGCGGAAAGAGGCCCGUGGCCGCGCCUCGUGGCAAUACAUGUUGUGGUGUAUUUACGGGGCGUGUAUUCUGAUACUCAUUCGCUCAGUCUACCGCGUGGUCGAGUUCGUGCAGGGAAACGACGGAUAUAUCAUGAAGAGAGAGUAUUUGUUGUAUAUAUUUGAUGCAUGUCUGAUGGCACUGCAGGCGGUGCUUUUGCUUAUUAGUUAUCCCGGGAAGAUCCUGAGGGGAAAAGUGCCGAGAGAUGGGGAUGUCCAAUUGGAGUCGAGGGCGGAAUCGGCAGAUGGAUUUUUGGGACAUGGGCAUGGCUCUUUGAAAUGA
This is a messenger RNA of Talaromyces atroroseus, 894 nucleotides long. RefSeq lists its product as hypothetical. Gene Ontology annotation, cellular component: membrane. The coding region runs from base 1 to 894 and encodes 297 amino acids. The transcript has 3 exons. NCBI's taxonomy places the organism in Eukaryota, Fungi, Ascomycota, Eurotiomycetes, Eurotiales, Trichocomaceae. The record is from RefSeq and is a predicted model, not a curated record.